UCAAUAUUUCAAUUAAAUGCCUUAUUUUUUUUCCAAAAACUAUGCCAUCUUCUGUCUCUUUCAUCUGUCAGUCUGCCAUCUGUCUGUGGUCCGUUUGUUUUCGUUCGUAGGGCUUUGGACUGAAAAAAACGCGUUGCUUCUAAAAUUAAGUUGAAAAGAUGUGUGAAGCGAGCGAUUUAGACCGACAAAUUGAGCAGCUGAAGAGAUGUGAAAUAAUAAAGGAAUCAGAAGUGAAGGCUCUAUGUGCCAAAGCUAGGGAAAUUUUAGUGGAAGAAAGCAACGUUCAAAGAGUCGACUCCCCUGUCACAGUAUGUGGAGAUAUUCAUGGACAAUUUUACGAUCUAAAAGAACUUUUCAAAGUUGGUGGAGAUGUGCCGGAAACAAAUUAUUUGUUUAUGGGUGACUUUGUAGACCGUGGUUUUUACAGUGUCGAAACAUUUCUGCUUUUGUUAGCAUUGAAGGUCAGAUAUCCAGAUAGAAUAACACUAAUACGAGGGAACCACGAAUCUAGACAAAUCACCCAAGUAUACGGCUUUUACGAUGAGUGUCUCCGCAAAUAUGGUUCUAUCAUGGUUUGGAGAUACUGUACCGAAAUAUUCGAUUACCUUUCCUUAUCAGCAAUCAUUGAUGGAAAAAUAUUCUGUGUGCAUGGCGGUUUGUCUCCUUCCAUACAGACCCUCGACCAAAUCAGGGUGAUAGAUAGGAAGCAGGAGGUGCCUCACGACGGACCCAUGUGCGAUCUUUUGUGGAGCGACCCCGAAGAUACACAAGGAUGGGGUGUUUCCCCUAGAGGCGCAGGGUACCUGUUUGGUUCCGACGUUGUAGCCCAAUUCAAUGCUGCCAAUGAAAUAGAUAUGAUAUGCAGAGCCCAUCAGCUUGUUAUGGAAGGUUACAAAUGGCAUUUUAAUGAGACUGUGUUAACUGUUUGGUCGGCUCCCAACUACUGCUAUAGAUGCGGGAAUGUAGCUGCCAUCUUAGAGCUUAAUGAAAAUUUACAAAGAGACUUCACAAUAUUUGAGGCUGCGCCUCAGGAAGCUAGGGGACUGCCUUCGAAAACUCCACAAGCGGACUACUUUUUAUAAUGUAAAUUCAUCUACCUAUAGCGUGGUAUCCUACAUUUAUCAACACCAUUUUUUUUUUUACUCGAUGCGUAGCAGAGGAUUGAAUCCGAAUGCUAAAUUCCCAAUUGGAUCGGGGACGAUUGUGUGAUCAUACCAAAUUUCUGGGCAUACUUUUGUUCUACGUCAUAAAUUUCACGUGGUGUUCUUCCUGCUAGUUGCGAAGAUAUUAUAAGGAAAUUUGAACUACGUGUGACAUGAUAUUAAUAUUUAUUUGAUGACUCAAUACAGAAAUUGUGAAAUUUUAUUUACAUUGUAUUUUUUCAUUAAAUAUUCUGAAAAUUUUGUUUCA
Molecule: messenger RNA, 1410 nt
Organism: Coccinella septempunctata (seven-spotted ladybird)
Lineage: Eukaryota; Metazoa; Arthropoda; Insecta; Coleoptera; Coccinellidae
Gene: Pp4-19C
Product: serine/threonine-protein phosphatase 4 catalytic subunit
Exons: 6
Coding region: 159-1082 (307 amino acids)
Biological process (GO): double-strand break repair via homologous recombination; peptidyl-serine dephosphorylation
Cellular component (GO): nucleus; cytoplasm
Molecular function (GO): protein serine/threonine phosphatase activity
Source: RefSeq, a predicted model, not a curated record